Messenger RNA from Striga hermonthica, 612 nucleotides. NCBI's taxonomy places the organism in Eukaryota, Viridiplantae, Streptophyta, Magnoliopsida, Lamiales, Orobanchaceae. The record is from the annotation of a GenBank genome assembly.
AUGGAAGGCAACUCAAAAGGCAUAAGCAAAUUCAAGAAAAUCUGUGUGUUCUGUGGGAGUCAUUCAGGGCACAGGCAAAUCUUCAGUGAUGCUGCUAUUGACUUGGGAAAUGAACUGGUGAGAAGGAAGAUAAAUUUGGUGUAUGGAGGUGGGAGUGUUGGCCUUAUGGGAUUAAUUUCACAGAGAGUUUAUGAUGGUGGCUGCCAUGUUCUUGGAGUGAUUCCACAAGCUCUGGUUCCUGUGGAGAUAUCGGGAGAAGGCGUUGGGGACGUGAAAAUCGUGGCCGACAUGCAUGAGCGUAAAGCCGAGAUGGCUAAGAUAGCAGAGGCGUUUAUUGCUCUUCCGGGAGGAUAUGGCACAAUGGAGGAGUUAUUGGAGAUGAUAACAUGGGCACAACUUAAAAUCCAUAAUAAACCGGUUGGUUUGCUCAAUGUUGAUGGCUACUAUAACUCUUUGCUUAAGUUGUUCGAUAAAUUUGUCGAUGAAGGUUUCGUUAAGCCAGCUGCUCGUGGCAUAGUUGUUUCGGCUUCUACAGCCAAAGAGCUUCUAACAAAAAUGGAGCAAUAUAUUCCCUACCAUCAGCAACUGCAGCCUGCAAGUGGCCUCUCAUGA